Cannabis sativa is the source of this 1059-nucleotide messenger RNA. RefSeq names its product rRNA-processing protein fcf2-like. Lineage: Eukaryota; Viridiplantae; Streptophyta; Magnoliopsida; Rosales; Cannabaceae. Gene Ontology annotation, molecular function: RNA binding. The transcript has 6 exons. The record is from RefSeq and is a predicted model, not a curated record. Gene Ontology annotation, biological process: RNA processing. Bases 287 to 877 code for a protein of 196 amino acids. Gene Ontology annotation, cellular component: nucleolus.
AAGGAUGGAUUAUUUUGUUGUGAAUGAACCACAUAUUUUUUUUUUUUUUACAGAUUUAACAAACUAAUAGAUUAUAAAAUUUACAACUUUUUUCUUUCUUAAUCAUUAAUUUCAUUUAAUCCAAUCCUCCCAAUAAUCCACCCAAAACCGCUGCUUAAAUGGGGUUAUGGGUUGCACUUUUAAAAACCCGCCAAAUAAAAAACUGCGCAGACCACCCAAUUUGCUCGCUGUGCUCCGUAGUUGGAACCCUAGGAAACUGAAUUAUUUUUGAAAGGUUUAUUUCUGAAUGUCAGAAAUCAAGGCAGUGGUUGGCCUAUCAUGGGAACCAAAGUUGCCCAAUUUGUCAUCUGCAAAGGGCUUUGCUUCUAAUGCUACAACAACUCAUAAAAAUCAGCCUGAAAGCAGUGUAGUUUGGAAACCCAGUUCAGAGCUUGUUGAUGGGCUUUUUGUUCCACCAAAUGACCCUAAGAAGUUAAACAGGAUACUCAGAAAACAAAUCAAAGAUACUGCUGGGCAUAAUUGGUUUGACAUGCCCGCACCAACCAUCACCCCUGAGCUCCAAAAAGAUCUUCAAUUGCUUAAGUUGAGGAAUGUGAUGGAUCCAAAAAGGCAUUACAAGAAGGGUGAAUCAAAGUCAAACAAGUAUUUCCAGGUGGGAACAAUCAUAGAGUCUCCACUAGAUUUCUUUGAUGGUAGAUUAACAAAGAAAGAAAGGAAGACAUCUCUUGCAGCCGAGCUGCUCUCUGAUCGCACUCUUGGAGCUUACAGGAAGCGCAAGGUUCGCGAAAUAGAAGAGAAAAAUCAACCUGGCGGGAAUAAUAAAUGGAAGAUAAAAGGAAAACACCCGAAAAACCGAGCAAACCAAAGAAGACAUUGAUUUUUAUUUUUCUUCUUUCUUUGUAAACUGAUUCCAUUAUUGAAGAUGCAACUAAACUGUGUGUGUCUAUGUUUCAGGUUUAGAUUUUAGAUCACCAAAGUUCCAACAUUUUUGUUCUGAUGAAAAUGUAAUAUUAUAAUGUUAACUAAGCUAAUAGUAUUAUUUGUUCCUUUCAAGUAAAA